Messenger RNA from Racocetra fulgida, 228 nucleotides. Lineage: Eukaryota; Fungi; Glomeromycota; Glomeromycetes; Diversisporales; Gigasporaceae. The record is from the annotation of a GenBank genome assembly.
GAACCUAAACCCGAGGAACCCAAAACUGAAGAAACGAAAAAUGAACCUAACACUGAAGAACCCAAAUCUGAAGAGCCUAAUUCCAAAGAAUCUAAUAUCGAAGAAGCUAAGCUUGAAGAAGUUACAAUGGCAGAAGAUACUCCUACAGAUGUUCAAAAUACAGACAAAACUAAAAGUGAAACUAAAGAUAUUGAAGUUGAAAAUGGAAACGGAGAUACGAUUAUGGCA